AUGAUGGGCAACGACGGCGACCACCUUCAUGCCGAGGCAUCUCUGAGAUGGCGGCUAGUCCUUGAUGCGUCUGAUGCUGGCAUCGAAGAAGGCCAUGAUGUUGAUCGGCGGCACAUCGGAUCCGGCGAAUGUGGCGUUGAUGGAUUGGGCUCUGAUGCACCUUGUCUAGACUCCAGACUCAGGCAACCGAGGUUAACAUUGCUCAUGGCAGUCAACGACUGGUAG
Colletotrichum destructivum is the source of this 225-nucleotide messenger RNA. RefSeq lists its product as uncharacterized. The record is from RefSeq and is a predicted model, not a curated record. The coding region runs from base 1 to 225 and encodes 74 amino acids. NCBI's taxonomy places the organism in Eukaryota, Fungi, Ascomycota, Sordariomycetes, Glomerellales, Glomerellaceae. The transcript has a single exon.